Punica granatum (pomegranate) is the source of this 1611-nucleotide messenger RNA. NCBI's taxonomy places the organism in Eukaryota, Viridiplantae, Streptophyta, Magnoliopsida, Myrtales, Lythraceae. The record is from RefSeq and is a predicted model, not a curated record.
GCCUCCCACCCAACCGAAUUAACUUCCUUCCCCAAUUUUGCCUUCCCUUACCAUAGAAAUCCAUAAACCCUAAACAGAACGAGACCCCGUCGUUUCCGCUUUUCCCCUCUACCCCUCAAACCGGCCAACCUUUCGGAUCUCGGAAAAUCCUACUAAUCUUUAUCUGCUUUCUCGAAGAGCUGAGGAGAACUGAUAUGGCGGCUCCUGGAAUCAUGGCGACCGAAGCAGAGGUCCUCUGCCGGCAGAGCAUGCAAGUCCCCGCUGUCCAGUGUCGUCUCCUUGUCCCUGUUGACCACGCCGUCGACCAGAUCGGCAUGGCAUCUCCGGCUCCCAUCGAAGAAGCUUGUUCCGUUGAGUCUGGAGUUUCACGGACCGAGUUGUCUGCAGAUAGAGCAGCUAUGGAGUCUCCUGCUGUCAGAUAUUUGCCAAGCAUUCGCUCUGGUAGUUAUGCUGAUAUUGGAUAUCGGACAUCCAUGGACGAUGAACACAUCAUGGUUGAUGAUCUAUCCGCCCUCCUAGGUUCUCUGUUCAGUUGGUGUACGCCGAGCGCCUUCUAUGCAGUUUUUGAUGGUCAUGGGGGUCCUGAGGCAGCUCGAUUCAUUAAGCAGAAUGCCAUGAGACUAUUCUUCGAAGAUGUCUUCCCCAGCACAUCUGAACUUGAUGAUAUCUUCUUGAAAGAUCUCGAGAACUCUCAUCGGAAGGCAUUUCUUCGGGCAGACCUUGCCUUGGCUAACAAAACUGGUGUCAGCAGCUCAUGCGGGACAACAGCAAUAACAGCCCUUGUGCUUGGAAAUCACUUGUUGGUUGCUAAUGUCGGUGAUUGUCGGGCGGUUUUAUGUAGAAGAGGAGAGGCCAUCGAUAUGUCUCAAGAUCAUAGGCCCAGCUCUUUGCCCGAAAGGGUACGAGUAGAGGAGAUGGGCGGAUUUAUCGAUGAUGGCUAUCUAAAUGGUUAUUUGUCGGUCACCCGUGCCUUGGGCGACUGGGAUUUGAAACUUCCCUUGGGAUCGACUUCACCUCUUAUUGCCGACCCGGAUAUCCAAAAGGUCAUUCUAACAGAGGAAGAUGAGUUUUUGAUCAUUGGAUGCGAUGGGAUAUGGGACGUGAUGUCAAACCAGUAUGCGGUUAGCCUCGUGAGGCAGGGGAUGAGAAGGCACAACGAUCCUCAUCAGUGUGCGAGGGAGUUGGUCACGGAAGCUCUGCGGCUCAAUACCUGCGACAAUCUGACUGCCAUCGUGGUAUCUCUGUCUUCCAUUAGGAACGCAGAGUCGCUUCUGUCUCAUCAGCGGCCGAAGUUUAGGUGCUGCAGCCUUUCCGAUGAGGCGAGGAGUAGGUUGAGGAGCUUGUUAGAGGGCAAUUGAGUCCAGGUCUUUUGAAUUAAUAUUAGAUAAAAGAAUUGUAUAUAGUCGAUUCUUCAAUGAAGUGGGGUUUGGGUUUCUUCUCAUUCGAGUACAGACAGUGUAAUCCAGACUGCAGUUUUGCAGUUUGCGGUAGCUUAGGAGGCAUUCUGCGUGCAUUUUUGCAGCAUCUCUCUUUUCUUCUAUUGUACAUAAUAACGUAAUUUGUCAAGUUGAUUAUUAAUCAGAGAAGGUGGUCUUCUCAAUUAACGAAGUA